This is a messenger RNA of Dovyalis caffra, 1029 nucleotides long. NCBI's taxonomy places the organism in Eukaryota, Viridiplantae, Streptophyta, Magnoliopsida, Malpighiales, Salicaceae. The record is from the annotation of a GenBank genome assembly.
AUGUUCAUCCAAUAUUCUAGCACACAAUUGAUCUCAAAUGGCAUACUUAUGAAGGCUAAUUGUCCAAAGAGCUACCUAUCAAGGACAAUAGGCUGGGACAAGUACCCUCAUGGCGGAUGGGGUGAUUCUCGCAAUCCAUCUUAUGGUGCUUCAUCUGAUUAUCAGUUCUUACGACCCCAGGCAAGUGGCAAGAAACUUCUUCAAGAGUGGGUUGUCCCCUUGAGAAGUGUUGAGGAUAUAAAUGAGGACAAAGGUGAAAAUGGUCCUCAUGUCGUUUGCCUUAGCAUGAUUAUGGAAGGCACAGAUGACAUCUCUGACUCGAUUAACCCAUGCCUCCAACGCCGUGCAGGUUGGGGAGACAAGAUGAAUGCUCUUGGUGACAAGUGCAAGGCUUUCCCUUUCGUAACUCACAUGGCUGUCAACAAAGGAGGAAGUUGGAUAUCUAAUGUUGCCUUGACUGACGUGAAUGCUUCUUUCCCAGCAAAGGAGAUUAUCCAACCAACAGUUAUGGAUCCUACCAGCUUCAGUGUGUGGAAGGAUGAGGCAUUUGAAAUCUGGUCAAGAGUAUGGGCUUCCUUGUACCCAGAGGGUGACCCAUCCAGAACACUACUUCAGGAGGUCCUCAGCACGGAAUUUAUGAAAACCAGAAGAAGGCGUAUUUCUGCAUGGGCUUCUGAGGCAGACGUGCUGGAUUUGAUUAACCCACCAGCAGAGCUUGAGAAGAGGACGCACAAGCUCAAGCGACUUGUUCAGUUCCCAAACUCAUUUUUCAUGGAUGCGAAGUUGAGCAAGGCAAACCAGGAGCUCUUUUACAUGAUGAGUCCACCAUAUUUUCAAGUUUCGCUAAAGCUUCGACAAUGUGAUCACCUAACAGUUGCUAUUUGCAUAUCCAACAGGGGUGCUCUUUCAGGAAGAAGAGAUGAUGAUGAAUGGAACGGCGGCUAUGCAUCUGAGGGAGCUAGGAACCUCACCCCAAAAGUGGGCUCACACACGGGUAGCUGCUGGGACCCGAGUGGCUUGCUAUCAUGA